AUGUCUGCAACAUCGUUUGAUGAUCUUCCUCCUGAAACAAUCAUCAAAAUCCUCUUAAGACUGCCUGUGAAAGACCUUGUGAGGUCAACUUCAGCCAACAAAACAUGGUACUCUCUUAUUAACGACCCCACGUUCAUUUCUUCUCAAAUCUCUCGUUCUAUUUGUCAUUCUCAUGACAAUGCUUUGCUUGUUAUCCCUCCUUCCACCUCUCUCCAAAAGGACUGCUCUUUAUUCUCUGCCGAAACUUCCAGUACCCUUAUCGAAAAAUUCGAUAUUCCUUUUGAGACCAAGACUCGUAUUUUCAAAUUAAUUGCUCAGGUUCAUGGAAUGCUUUUAAUUACUGAUUUACAAACUGAUUAUGCUUCGAGGGAUUUGUAUCUUUGGAAUCCUCAUGUUAAGCGACAUAGAGGGGAGCUGUUGGGUGAUGUAGCUCCUAAGGUUGAAAUUUUUAGCCUGACGGAGAACGUAUGGAGGAAGAUUAAAAACCCUGGAGUUCCACGACUAGAUAUUGAAGAUGGGGUUUUCGUUGAUGGUUGUUAUUACUGGUUGGAAAGGAACUAUGCCGUAGGUGACGACACCAGUACUUGUCAUGGUCACAAACUGAGGAUAAUGUCCUUCGAUUUUCAUUCUGAGCUGUUUGGGAUAUUUAACCUCCCCGAUGAUCUUUCCCAAAUUUUGGCAAGAAAUCCCAUAAAUAAGCUUAUGCGGUUUGAGGAUUCACUUGCUCUUUGUGUUCUAGACGAACCACUAAAUAAGGGGGACUCUGGUCUUCCUUAUUGUAUAUGGUUGAUGAGACAAGAAAAUGGUGUGGUCACCUGGACUCUGCGUUUUAGAUAUGUACUUGAAGAGUGUGGGUAUCCUUUAGCCAUUACCAAGAACGGGACCCUAGUAAUAGAGUUAUUUUGCUCAAAGAACCCCGGUUUGGCAAGCAUAGUCUUUCAUAACCAGAGCAUGAUUCAUCAAGAUCAUGGAUUUGGUGAAUGUAUGGGUCCAGUAGAGAUUUCAACAUCGGUUUUUAAUCUUUCUACUGUCGACACUUCCUUUCGAGAGAGUUUAAUCUUGUAUGAGGGAGGAAAAUCGCUGCUGAAAUAUGCAAAGUACUAG
This is a messenger RNA of Daucus carota subsp. sativus, 1104 nucleotides long. RefSeq lists its product as uncharacterized. Gene Ontology annotation, molecular function: protein binding. NCBI's taxonomy places the organism in Eukaryota, Viridiplantae, Streptophyta, Magnoliopsida, Apiales, Apiaceae. The coding region runs from base 1 to 1104 and encodes 367 amino acids. The record is from RefSeq and is a predicted model, not a curated record. The transcript has 2 exons.